UCUCACAGUUUUGUUUUGGUCUUGACUGAUCUGAAUGCUUCUUCCCAAAACUGGAAAGUCACUACCGUCAGUACAAUCAUGUGGUUCCCUCAACAGGGUUUACAUUGCAUUUUGCUAUUCUCUGCUUCAGAUAAAACAGCGAAAGACUGUACUUUUAUGCCUCCACUGCAUUGUUUUGAUAACUUACACUAAAGAAACCAGUUGGCCUCGUCUGGUGCCGUUCAGACAGCCAGCUCGGAGGAGUCAGGGCGUCUGAGGGGAGACCAAACGCACCAAAUGCAACGCCAAGACAGCAGCUCGCCUCACAGCUGUCUGCAACGCACAUAAAAUUAGACCCGCAGUCCUUCUGUAGAAUCCAGCAGGCACAGAGACAACUGUGGGCAAUCCAGCAGGAGAUGGACCCAGGGUGUGUUUCCAGUCUUUACUUUGGAAGCUGCACAUCCUGCAGCGAAGCGGUGUACGGGGAAGGGAGAGCCUGCCGGGCGAUGGGACGUUUAUUCCACGACACUUGCUUCACCUGCAGCGUUUGCAGUGAAAAGCUCAGUGGGAAACCGUUCUAUACAGUAUCAGGAAGAAUCUACUGUGAAGAGGAUUUCUUGCACUCAGGAGCUCAUCCAGCCCAAGAAGUGUGUAACAACUGUGGGUAUUUAAUUAAGGACAUGAUUUUGCAGGCUCGGGGGAAGUCCUACCACCCGUCCUGCUUUCGCUGUGUGCUCUGCCGACGGAGUCUGGAGGCGGAGCCCUUCACCGCAGACACAGACAACCGGGUUUACUGUGUCGACGACUACCACAGGGUCCGAGCCCCUCUGUGUGCUGCAUGUAGAGUGCCGAUACUGCCAACUGAAGGUUCUACAGAGUCUAUUCGGGUGGUAUCAUUUGAGAAAAAUUACCAUGCAGAGUGCUAUGCUGGUGAGGUAAACCUCAUUUGAAGACAAAAUCUUAGUUUUUUUCCCCCAGUCACUUUGAAAAAAAAGUAAAACAGUAAAUAGAAGCUACAGUGGUCUGGAAACAAAUUAUUUGGGAAUUCAGUUGAAUUUGCAAGUUUUUAAGUUCAUUCAAAAGAAAAGAUUUAACAUUUAUCAUAGCGAUGUAAUAUCACGUUAAUAGUGCAGAACGUAAGCUGAUUUUGAAGUCAGCAGUCCUUGCCUGUGUUGUGGGACAGGUGAAAAAACAAACGGUAAACUAUAUCAAGAAAUUAAGAAAUGAACAUAUAAACGCGGUAGAAUAAUUUUCAUCUGCGCUGUCUGGUCUGUGACCCUCCAAUCGGCGCCUUGCGGCUGCUCCACCAUUCAGGAUGUAAACACACAUGUUGCGGAUCAGCCGCCUGUUCGAAAUGGAUUCAUUGGUUACGUGGACUUUUGGAGCUUUCUCUUAAUGGUUAAGGAGCAGGGGAAGUGGCUUUUUUCAUAUUACACGGUUCAGCUGUAACACCCCGGGCCUGUUUCCAGAGGCCUUCAUUUUUUAAGGUACUAUAAAGGUCCUUUCUUUUGUCUACUCAACCCCCUUCAUUUUUUGAGGCCUAGACAUACUUUUAUUUACUGUUUUCUUGAAAUGUAAUAAACUACAAAC
Molecule: messenger RNA, 1569 nt
Organism: Gasterosteus aculeatus aculeatus (three-spined stickleback)
Lineage: Eukaryota; Metazoa; Chordata; Actinopteri; Perciformes; Gasterosteidae
Gene: limd1b
Product: LIM domains containing 1b
Biological process (GO): regulation of DNA-templated transcription; negative regulation of hippo signaling; cytoskeleton organization
Cellular component (GO): nucleus; adherens junction; P-body
Molecular function (GO): transcription corepressor activity
Source: RefSeq, a predicted model, not a curated record